AUUUUGCAUCCCUUUCUAUUCCCCUAAAUCUAUGGCGCAGUAUUAGUUUGAUGUCGUCGGAAAGCAUUCCCGAUCUUGUUCUGGAUGAACCUAUAAUUUCCAGAGUUCCUGUCACUAUAAUAACAGGAGCCGGUAAAACUACAUUAUUAAGCUGUAUAUUAAACGAAAAGCAUGGUAAGAGGAUAGCGGUCAUCCUGAACGACUUUGGCGAAGGCUCCGCAUUCGAGUCUCAUAUUUCACUGAAGCAAAAUACAGGAGAAUUAUUUGAAGAUUGGUUGGAGCUGCGAAAUGGCUGUCUAUGCUGCUCACUUAAAGAUCCAGGCGUAAAAGCUAUCGAAAACCUAAUGAAAAAGAAGGGCCUGUUCGAUUAUAUACUCCUAGAAACUACUGGCCUUGCUGAUCCGGGUCCUAUUGCUUCUCUAUUUUGGAUGGAUGAAAGCCUUUGCAGCCAGAUUUAUUUGGACGGAAUAGUCGCCGUUGUUGAUGGAAAAUAUUGCAUUUCGCAGCUUGACAGCCCCAAAGAAGAUUUGAUUAACGAAUGCGAACGACAAAUUGCUUUGGCUGAUGUGAUAAUAUUGAAUAAAAUUGAUCUUAUACCUGAUUCGCACAAGGUCGAACUUACUCGCAGAGUCCGUGGCAUUAACAGCGCCUCAAAAAUAUUGCACGCCUCGUUUUCACGUUUAAUAACCUAA
Messenger RNA from Protopolystoma xenopodis, 692 nucleotides. Lineage: Eukaryota; Metazoa; Platyhelminthes; Monogenea; Polystomatidea; Polystomatidae. The record is from the annotation of a GenBank genome assembly.